AUGGAACUAGAAAGGGCUAUUGAAGCCACCCAAGAAGGCGAGUCGUCCCUCUCAGCCGAAAGAUUCAUUUUUGACCAUUUAGAUAGUGCCAUUAGAUACAUCGGAUUUAUUGAUUAUAAAGAAGGCCCUAAAUCACGUAAGAUAUCGACUAUAGAAGCCCUCAAAAGUGCCUUUGUUUACAAACACCUCGCCAAGAAGCUCUGUACACCCACUUAUCUCUUCCUUCUUAAAGACAUUAAGCACAAUUCAGCGACCAAACGUAUUCCAGAUAGUCUAACGGAAAUGAGUUAUGAAAUCUAUGCCGAGUCUAUCAAAACACUACUGGAAUACUAUCCACAAGAUACUAUCAAUAUUUUGACUCGACCAGAAUCACCAUGUUUUUUAAGCGCUCUACUUAAAUCUAGUGAUUCAUCCCAUAUUAUUGAUAUGUUUCCCUGUUUCUUUUCUUUAUCUAAUCAAACAUUUCACCAAUGGAUUGAUUUGCUUAUCUCCAAAAAUUUUGUUGAUAUGAUCUUUCAGUAUCUCCAUCGCGCUCAAAAACAAGGUAAAGAGACUCAAAGUCUUUUUAAACUUCUUUAUCUUCUUAUCUCAUUCACAGCUAAUAUUUUUAAACGUGAAUUUAUUACACGUUCCGAUCUUAACUAUACUUGUUUUUAUCAACAAAUCUUAUCUUAUCUUAAACCUAUCUUAUCUACAGUUUUUCAAGAUAAAGAUUCAAUCAACCGAACGGCUGCUUUAGAAGUCAUUCGUGAAAUUAUCAAAACAACCGAGUACUUACCCAAAGAAGCAGCUCCUUUCCCUCUCCUUCUAGCCGCUCUUGCUGCCACCCCUACCUUUAGCCAUUUCCAAGCCAAUCAACAAACUCCUGAUGUUCUGCUACGGGUACUUAUUCUUAUCAAUACUAUCACUCGUUGUAUCAGAUUUAAGACUCAGACUUUACUUCUCUUCUUUCAAGAGACACACUUCCUUAAGUACUUAAUCCACUAUCUUUAUGCGGCUAAUACGCAUACUUUAACCAAUGAAGUCUGCAGUUUACUUAACGAGCUUAUCUAUACAGGUAAGCUUUUCUAUCGCCAAGCUUUAAUUGAGAUAGGCCAUGAAGUAAGAGCUUUAGAGUUCAGUAAGCCAACUCAACUCUUCUCUAACUCAUUACAAAGAUAUACACCACAUGUAUCUAUCUUAGAUAGAAUUACACCAGCUAUUCUUAUUCUUUAUCGACUUUAUACAUCUGCUAUCUCUGAAACAAAAACAGUGACUACUCAUAAAUCUAAUCCUAAUUCCUCACUAUCUUUAAAAAGAUUCACAAUUAUUGAUCAAUCAACUGAGAUAUAUCAACUAGCCCAAGAGCUAUCUUUCUUUCAUAAUGCCAAAUUUCACUGGUAUCGCAUCAACCGUAUCUUAGAGCAUGAAAAGCGACUGACUCUUAAUUACAUUCGAGAUCCCCCUGAAGUCAUUCUUAACUCCGAGCAGUUUGCACGAUACUUCUGUGAUUACAUUUCAUCUACUCUACCAGACUAUCCACCAUCUCUUCUCUAA
Messenger RNA from Nematocida homosporus, 1536 nucleotides. RefSeq lists its product as uncharacterized. The record is from RefSeq and is a predicted model, not a curated record. Lineage: Eukaryota; Fungi; Microsporidia. The transcript has a single exon. Bases 1 to 1536 code for a protein of 511 amino acids.